Messenger RNA from Populus nigra (black poplar), 624 nucleotides. Its product is annotated as germin-like protein 9-3. The transcript has a single exon. Gene Ontology annotation, cellular component: cell wall. NCBI's taxonomy places the organism in Eukaryota, Viridiplantae, Streptophyta, Magnoliopsida, Malpighiales, Salicaceae. The record is from RefSeq and is a predicted model, not a curated record. Bases 1 to 624 code for a protein of 207 amino acids. Gene Ontology annotation, molecular function: manganese ion binding.
AUGGCCUCAGCUUCUUCCACCUUCAAAUUCUUAUCACUGCUAGCAGCCUUAUGUGCUGUCGCUGAAAUGGCAAUCUCUGGAGACCCGGAUAUUCUUUCUGAUUUUGUAGCCCCACUAAACUUAACCACAGUUGAUGGAGCAUUCUUCACAUUCACUGGCAUGCGUGCCCUUGUUGGUGCACCACCGGCUUCAGCUUUCAAGGUCUCCAAAGCAAGCGCAGCUGAAUUCCCGGCUCUUAUCGGUCAAAGUGUCUCGUAUGCAGUCCUUCAAUUCCCGGCCGGCACUACUAAUCCGCCUCACACUCAUCCUCGCUCAGCUGAGCUUCUCUUCCUUGUUGAUGGUUCUCUUCAAGUAGGGUUCGUUGACACGGCCAACAAGCUCUUCACCCAGACUCUACAGUCUGGUGACAUGUUCAUCUUCCCUAAGGGUCUUGUCCACUUCCAAUACAACGCGGAUUCUCAGAAUUCAGCUCUCGCAAUCUCUGCUUUCGGAAGUGCUAGUGCAGGGACCGUAUCACUUCCUACCACCCUUUUCGCCACCAGCAUUGACGAUAACAUCUUGGCCAAGGCUUUCAAGACUGAUGUUGCCACUGUUCAAGCUCUCAAGGCUGGUCUUAAACCUUGA